CCCGAGGUUAAUGACUAACUUCCUCAGGUUUGAUGGAAUGUUUGCUGUAGCGUCUCAAAACAGUGAAGCCGUGAAGCCGUCACCCUUUGUUCACUUGUUUUGACCCAAUUACCAGGAUCUUAAAAUCUGAAGCUCCUUCAGUUCUGCAGGUCUCUGAACAUUUGAGCCUAUUAAACAGUGUUUUGAUACAAUAGUGAUGUAAUUUUAGAUUGCAAGAGGUUUGGCAUUGUUGCUUCAUCGUCAUGAAACAGCACUUGCCACCGUGCAGGUAAAUUCCUACAACCUGGUUCUUCCUCAUCAAGUUUGUGGGAAGAAAUAAACUCAUCCAAGGUGUUGUUCUUCACAGCUCCUGUUGGGAAACUGGGAAUCCGAUUCCAGCCGGCACCCUACCUCUAACUUCAUCCCUCCAACAUGAGCGAUAACAGAGAGAGACAGCGGCGCGAGGGGAGCCGGAGCCAGAGCCAGGGCCCCCAACAGGCCCCCAACGUCAAGCCCAAAAUGGGCCAGACGGAGAGGAACAGCAAGGAGGACCAGUGGAAGAGGGAGAAGACACCAAAAGCCCGUCGAUCUAGGAGUAUCGACUCAGAGAGAGGGGAAAGAGGAAGGAGGAGAGAAAGAGACAGGCACCACGGACAGGGGAGACAGCGUGGAAGGAGUGAGGAGGCCCGGAGACGAGACAGAAAAGAAGGGGAGAGCGGCCGCAGGAAGGUGAAGCCCCCCGAAGAUGACGUGGAGGAGACCGAGUGCGCCAUUUGCUUCUGCUCCUACGACAACAUCUUCAAGACCCCAAAGCUGCUGGUGUGCGGGCACACCUUCUGUCUGGAGUGCCUCGCUCGCAUCAACGUGACCUCCCCUGAGCUCAAGACUCUGUCGUGCCCCGUGUGUCGUGAGCUGACCGACAUCCCACAUGGCCAGGACCUGCCGCGCCUGGGCAACAACCAGGACAUCAUCGGCAAACUCCCACCGGACAUGCAGAGGGCACUGUCCAUCCGCUUCAAGCGCAGCAAGGGCAAACUGCUCCUGAAGAACCCUCCUCCCACCAGCCCCACCACGGCUCACGCCCUCACGCUGCCGAUGAAGAGGCAGGAGGAGCAGGCGACAGCGGGCGGUGACCUCCCACUCAAUGCCAUGGAGCAGAGAAUGGUGCAAGCCACUGUGGUGGAUGUAGGCCGGCCUCCAAGCAGGGUGAGAGGUCGCCUGCGCAGGUUGUUCCGCUCGGACCGGUGCUACUACGCCGUGGUGGUGUCCAUCAUCACCAUCACCGCGGCGCUCAUGCUGGUGGGGAUCCUGGCCUUUGUGAUUGUACCGAACAUGAUGAUUCACCGGUUUCCUCCAAGCAACCAGACGUCAAACAUUACACCGGGAAGUCGAUUCACUUCACCCUGAGGGGACAGGGACAAAUGUGUUGCAGAGAUAAGACUCAAGUGGAGGAAGUGAAUGUCACACAAACGCGUUGGAUUCUCUGAGAUACCUCUGCCUCCACUUUUUUUACGCUUGGUGAAGAAGAGAUGGGAAAUCUAAGCACACGAGGAGACGAAAUGAAGGAAAACAAGGGAGGCAAUGUUUUAUUAAACACGUUUAAGUUGCACAUGAAGGAAACUCACAUAUUUUUGUACCUUUGUGUUCAUUUGUGAACAUGUUGGUGAUUUACUGCGAAGCACCCCGUGUGUAAGGAAACUGCUCAUAAUGAUGAAUAAGCUGUAAAUGUUGAAAUGCACUAAACUCUUAUCAUGAAGUUUUGAGUAUCUUUUUAUUGGAUCAGUUUGAGCGCAGUAACCAGUUGUUUCUUUCUUGUUGUACAUAAGCACAUAGAUGAUUUGUAUAGUUAAUAUAUUUUCUCGUAUGCUGACAGUCGCAGAGAGCUGUUUGCUCUUGAGACACUGAAAACUCAGUAUUUCCAAAGCACAAGAUGACGAUUAUAUCUCUAAAAGAAUCUGGGUUUAUUCAGAAUGUAAUUUGUAAAUUAAACGUUGGUCAGCUUGCUUCUAA
Paralichthys olivaceus (Japanese flounder) is the source of this 1989-nucleotide messenger RNA. The record is from RefSeq and is a predicted model, not a curated record. NCBI's taxonomy places the organism in Eukaryota, Metazoa, Chordata, Actinopteri, Pleuronectiformes, Paralichthyidae.